Messenger RNA from Maudiozyma barnettii, 1077 nucleotides. RefSeq names its product Bug1p (gene BUG1). The record is from RefSeq and is a predicted model, not a curated record. The transcript has a single exon. Bases 1 to 1077 code for a protein of 358 amino acids. Lineage: Eukaryota; Fungi; Ascomycota; Saccharomycetes; Saccharomycetales; Saccharomycetaceae.
AUGUCGGAAGAGGAUGAGAAGAGAGCCAAACAACUAGAAGAGGCCAGAAAGAGAGUCGAAGAAUUGAAGAAUAAGAAAAAGAAUAAAAAUAAGAACAAGAAGAACAAGAAUAAGAAUAAGAACGCUGAGAAAACUGAUGAAGCUUCUGAUAUUGCUCUAGAAAAAGUUAACAGUAAUGAUGUUACUGAAGAGACUCCCGACGUGUCUGUUACUGAAAAUGAAUCUGAAUCAGUAGAACUAGAGACAGCUGUUGUGGAGAACAAGGAAACCGUGUCUACAGACACCGAAGAGACUCCAGAAACGAAUAAAUUUACGACUCAACAGACUAAGACUGAAAAUUUGGAGACUAAGAGUGAAGAAGUUACAGAAAGUGCAGUCGAAACACCAGAAAAUGAACCAACAGAAAAUGAAUCUGUUGCUGAGACUGAAGAAAUAACGAAUGAUGAACCUGCAGUAGAAGAACCUGUUACGGAAGAAACACCUGUAACAAAGGAAGCUGAUAUUGAAGAACCAGUAGCAGAUGAAGCAACUAUAGCGAAGGACUCUGAGAAGAAUGAUGCCGAUAAAUUAUUCGAUGGUAAUGACCAAGAAGAAGACGAAGGUGAUGACUUUAUGAGCACAAUUCAAAAGGAAAAAGAUAAUAUUGAGAUUGAAAACUUGAAUUCACAAAUCGAAAAGAUGGCUGAAGAGAUUAAGAAACUGAAAUUUAUGAAUAUGGAACAAGAGACUACGAUUGAAGAUCAAGAAGCAGAAUUAGAACAAAAUAAAAUUACUUUACAAUGUGCCACUUCUGAUUUACAAAACGCAAACAAUGAAAUUGCAAAUCUGAAAAAUAAAUUGAAUGAGGCUGAGAGUAGGAUUGGCUCUCAAGAACCUGUUCCUGCCAUUCAAUUUGCCCAAUUCAAUUCUCCACAACCUACCCAAUUACCUACGCAAGGUAAGAACGAUUACAACAAUGACCAACAAUAUGUUCAAGCUCCAGUGAUAGAUCGUGUAAUGUUAGACAAAUGGCAUAACUGGAACAUUGAUAUGACUUCAUGGAGAAGUAUCGGUUCUGGUCCAAUUGUUGAGUUUUAG